This is a messenger RNA of Oppia nitens, 1361 nucleotides long. RefSeq names its product protein HGH1 homolog. Bases 104 to 1162 code for a protein of 352 amino acids. The record is from RefSeq and is a predicted model, not a curated record. Lineage: Eukaryota; Metazoa; Arthropoda; Arachnida; Sarcoptiformes; Oppiidae. The transcript is spliced from 3 exons.
AAUAAUAAUAAAAUAAUUUGUUGAAUGAGUCGACAAUAACGACAUCUAUUUGUUUGAUAUUUGAAAACAAUAUUAGAUUAAAGUUAAGAAAACAAAACAUAAAAUGAGUGCAAAAGUUAUUAAAAGCAACAAAAGUGUUGAGUUUGUGAUCAAAGAGAUAAUGUCGACAACGGAUGACAAGAAAAGAGAGAAAUUCAUUGUCGACAACAAACAGACAAUCGCACCGAUGGUCAAACUGUUUGCCCAAACGGUUACUUCGGGCGGCGGCGACCAUCCGACGGCUCAGUUGGCACUCAAUUGUAUUCUUGUGGUGAGCUGUGCGGCCACUGAGUGCCGAUUGGAACCGAUUCUGUGCGAAGCCAUCAUCAAUGAGACCACUUUUAUACUGCAUAUGAUUAGUGAUAUAAUUUGUGGUCACUAUAAUGACCACUAUUUCGGUAUAUUAGUUAAUCUGACCCGUUAUGACUCAACUGUUCAACAAAUUUACAAAUUAUGUCCGAAAGACUUUCUGAAUAAAUUGUUUACAAUAUUAUUAACUAAUAGUUUAGUGUCGGCUCUCAUCACAAAUCUGAGCCAAAUUGAAGACGUGAGACAAACGAUAGUUUCAGAUCCAUCACUAAUGAGUCAAUUAUUUGAUGUCUUCGACAAAAGUGAUUCAAUUAAUGUCAAGAAUGCCAUCACUUGUAUUGUUAGGAACUGUUGUUUUGACAAUGAUUUGCACCAAAUAUUGUUAAAACCACAAAACGAUCUCUUAGUGAAACUGGUUUUACCGAUUGCCGGACCCGAAGAGUUGUCCGAAGAAGAUAACAACAAACUGCCAAUUGAUUUACAAUAUUUAGGUUCAGAUAAAUGUCGAGAAAAAGAUCCAGAAAUCCGGAAACUAUUGAUGGAAGCAAUGCUUAUGUUAUGCAGUACUCGAUUUGGUCGACAAGUGAUCCGCGAAUCCAAUGUUUAUUUAAUUCUUCGAGAAUAUCAUAAAUGGGAAAAAGUAAGAGAAGUUCAGAAAGCUAUCGAAGAUGUCGUCGAUAUUAUUAUUAAAACUGAAGAAGAGAUCGAUACGGAUGAUCUUAAAGCUAUUGACAUUCCCGAUGAUCUGAUCCAGAGAUUCAAUCAAAUGGACAAAGAGCUGAUCAAAGAAGAUGACGACAAAGACAAUGAUUAAUACAUAAUAUAAACGACUUAUCAAUUAAUUUAAUUGUUGGGACAAAAAUAAAUAUCAAAUUCCUAGUGUAUGUUAUUUACUGUUUAAUUAUCGUAAUAUUAAAAAGUUUUUAUAAGCUUAUCGUAUGUUUGAUAUUCAAACUUUGAUUACCACAUGAUUCCUAAUAUUAUCAAAACAAUGGAUGAAUGAAUUAUAUAUU